Epinephelus moara (kelp grouper) is the source of this 1720-nucleotide messenger RNA. Its product is annotated as divergent protein kinase domain 1A-like. The transcript has 5 exons. NCBI's taxonomy places the organism in Eukaryota, Metazoa, Chordata, Actinopteri, Perciformes, Serranidae. Bases 192 to 1478 code for a protein of 428 amino acids. The record is from RefSeq and is a predicted model, not a curated record.
GACGGGCGCAGCUCAGUCUGCCGCCUCGCCGCAUCCAGACGCACAUUCACGGCGCUGCCGCCGACAGAAACAGUCAUGUUUCACAUCUGGAACAUUUCCAGGGUCAGUCCUAUAGGCGUUGCCCGACACCGUGUGAAGUGUGCGCCGAAUUUCUCCCUUCAACAGCUUUUGUGAGAUGUUCUUCAUUUGCCAUGGCAAGAGGUCUGUUUCCAUGGGGGUUCUUCAGAAAGCCUCUGUACAUCCAGGCCAAAUUUUCCUACCUGCACAUGAAGUACCUGUUCUUCUCCUGGCUGGCUGUGUUUGUGGGGAGCUGGAUAGUUUAUGUCGAGUACUCGGCCUACACGGAGCUGUGUCGUGGGCACGACUGCAAAAAUUCAAUAUGUGACAAAUACAGAAAGGGGGUCAUCGACGGCUCGGCCUGCAGCAGCCUAUGCGAGAAAGACACACUCUACCUGGGGAAGUGCUUCACUGCCAAGCCCAACAGCCAGGUGUACUCUGGGAGCUGGGGAGACCUGGAGGGAGUCAUUAAGUGCCAGAUGGAGGAGGCUCCUCAUUAUGAUUUGGGAAGUGAGAUGGAGCCCAGGAAGGAGGCUGCAGCCUUCAACAAGCCCACCAAGGGGACCUCUGUGGAAAAGUUCAGAGAGAUGAUCCUCAACCACUUAAAGGCUAAAGUGGGGGAUCAGGCCAACCUCGCAGACCUGGCGACUCAAGUAUUGUCCAUAACAGAUGCCAACAAAGACGGUCAUAUCUCACUGCCCGAGGCUCGCUCCACAUGGGCUUUGCUGCAGCUCAAUGAAUUCCUGUUAGCAUUAGUCCUGCAAGACAGAGAGCACACACCCAGGUUGCUGGGCUUCUGUGGAGACCUGUAUGUGAUGGAGAAGGUGCCAUAUUCUCCGCUGUAUGGGAUCCGCCUACCCUGGAUCAUCGAGCUGUGGAUUCCUGCCGGCCUGCGGCGCAGCAUGGACCAGUGGUUCACCCCAUCCUGGCCACACAAGGCCAAGAUCUCCAUCGGACUACUGGAACUGGUCGAGGACGUUUUCCACGGCACUUUUGGCAGCUUCCUCAUGUGCGAUGUAAGCGCCAUCAGUUUUGGCUACAAUGACCGCCAUGACCUGAAGGUGAUGGACGCGCGAUACAUUGUUCCCGAAGCCAUCUUCCAAGAAAGCGUUAGGCAGCAGCGCUGCGACGUGGACGAGGAUUGUCUCUACGGGGCAGACUGCCUCACUUCCUGUGACCUCACCAAGCACCGCUGCACAACAGAGGUCACCAGGCCGAACUUAGCCAAAGCCUGUGAGGCACUCAAGGACUACAUUCUGAGAGGUGCCCCGUCGGAUGUGAGGGAGGAGCUGGAGAAGCAGCUGUACGCUUGCAUCGCACUGAAAGGUUCAGCAGAGCAGAUGGAGAUUGAGCACUCGCUAAUUCUGAACAACCUCAAGACUUUGCUAUGGAAGAAAAUCUCUCAUACUAAAGACUCCUAAUAAAUAAGCACAAAGGUCAAGUUUUUAAAUAAAAUACUGGCCAGUCUUUUCACUGUGGAAACAAAAGUAUAUAAUUCCCCUUAUAUUCAUCUUUACAUGUGUAACUGAUGUGUUUUAUCCUGAAGCAGAUGUUAAGGAAUGUCACUUUCAUAUUAAAUCAUAUAAGUAAACUUUAAUUUACUGGAGCAAAAUGAUCAAGUGUAGUUUUUUCUGAUUGGUAGAUUGGUAGACCAAUAAACCUG